ACUGUCUGCUCAAAAUUGUUGAUCUUAUGAGUGUGUCCAAAUCCGGAUCCAGUGGCAUCAUUGGCAGCCUGACUGCAGUUUUAACACUGGCCUGAGUGCUGUGGUUUACUCCCAGAGUGUAGCCCAAGUGGAGAGAGGAUCAGAGACCAGGAGGGCCUGUGUAAAGCUUGAAGGUCAAGAUUUUCCUGUGCCCACGGAACAUUCUGCGUCUCUGCUGAUUAGUGCUGGCUGACAGUCGUUGGAAGAUCAGAUCAAGGACCAAGGUUUUCUCUUCUACUUCUGUCAAUGAGCGAGCAGUAAUGACAGCAGCACCAAAAAGACCAUGACCACAGGUUCAAAGAAAUGAGAAUGGAAAGGGGACCUCUUUCGCUGACAGACUGUCGAGGGAGCACAGAGACCGCUGUUGCCAAACACAUGGAAGAGACUGCACUGGAAUGCUGUAGUAGAGAGAACAACAUGUCACCAGUAGAAGUGGAACAAGAAACUUUGGAUGCUGUGCAGGAUUCCAGUGAGGAGAACUCCUUGAUGAAGCUGCAAACGCUUGACGUUGACCUGUGUUCAGCAUUUUUACCAAGCCCGGAGGAAAGAUCCGCAACGCAGUGCAGCAAGGAGCAAGCCCCCCAGAUAGGUCGAAAUGGGACAGCUGAUGAAGGAAGCAGCGGCGAGCACAGCACCAUCAUUGCCCCCAUUAUUGAUUUCAAAUUAAUGCAUCAACAGAGAGAUAGUGACGAGCCAAUUCCAGCCUUUGAGAGCUGGCAGAGUGAGCUGGAGAAUGGAAGAGAAGCCCAUCGAUCCCUGGGAGCUGACAGAUUGCUGCAUCACGUUGCAGAAGGAGACAAUCCGCUUGUAUCUCCGCGCUGCUCGAGUUUUAGUAAGAGCCAAAGAUUUGUCCUGGACACAGAGGCUGCUCCAUCCCCACCAAGUGCUCAACUCUUCAUCAUGCCAAGAAACUCUUCACUAGUUAAUUCUGAGGCUGAAAAUAGUCCCGUGUUGGUGAUGCAACUAACCAAACAGAUCCAGAAUUUGAGAAAGAAAAUACGGAAAUAUGAAGAAAAAUUUGAGCAAGAGAAGAAAUAUCGGCCCUCCCAUAGUGAUAAAGUUGGUGAUCCAGAAGUCUUGAAGUGGAUGAAUGAUCUAACAAGGGCUCGUAAGCAGUUAAAAGAACUGAAACUGAAGAUCUCCGAGGAGGAGAAUAAUAGACGGCACAGACAUCGAAGCAGUCUGUUGUCUGUAAGCUCCACACAGGACAAAGAGAACAAGCAGCAUGCCACAGAACUGCAGCAGAAGCCAAGUGUUGAAGAAACUGUACAAAUAGUGAUGAAAAAGUUAAAAGAAAAGCAGGAAACGCUUGGCCUUCCAGAAGAUGUUAAGGUAUCCAAGCAGGAAAGACUGCUAAUGAAGCCACUCUAUGACAGAUACCGAAGCAUCCGGCAGCUUCUCUCACCUGUAGCUACAAUUCCCACCAUUGAAGAAGAAGGUUCCGAUGAAGAAACCAUCCUGAAGGGUUGUGAAAUAUCAUGCAGACCAGCAGCUGACUUUCCAUUCCAAGAAUUUGUAGAUGAUGUAGGUCAUCGAGAUGAAGAUCUUGAACCAGGAUUUAUCACCCUGGAUGAAAAGAGGGAUGCUAGGCAACUGACAACUUCACUGUCCAAUUUACACGAAGCCUCCAUGCCUGAACUGUUGGAACAUCUUCGUGAAACUAAAGCAGAGAAAAAGAAACUUCGUAAAACUCUCCGAGAGUUUGAAGAUCAAUUCUACAAACAAACAGGAAGGAACGUACAGAAAGAAGAUCGCAUACCAAUGGCUGAAGAAUACAAUGAGUACAAACACACAAAAGCUAAGCUUCGAUUGUUGGAGGUUCUCAUCACUAAGCUCGAUGGCUCAAAAACUCUACUUAGUUCUUAAAAAAAG
Messenger RNA from Pristis pectinata (smalltooth sawfish), 1911 nucleotides. It is a transcript of the gene fam13c, whose product is annotated as family with sequence similarity 13 member C. The transcript is spliced from 14 exons. The record is from RefSeq and is a predicted model, not a curated record. Bases 343 to 1905 code for a protein of 520 amino acids. NCBI's taxonomy places the organism in Eukaryota, Metazoa, Chordata, Chondrichthyes, Rhinopristiformes, Pristidae.